GAACCAUCACUGAAGUUCAUUAACGGUGUAACCUCACAACGAUGGGGGAGGAACUGCGAUAUUGUUACAAUAAAGGAUGUGGACAAAAGUUCAACCCAAAAGAAAAUAAUGCAGGUAUUUCCGCAUUUUUUCAUUCCGUCACCAGAUGACUUUAAUAAACAUCUAUGGUCUUCAGUUCCUUCGAGGAACUAUUAUAAUCGUGAAACCUUGGUGAAAAUUGUCUUCAGUUGUAAAUUCGUCAACAGCAUGCAUGAAGACGAUCUUAUAUGUGAUAUUUCGCUUAUAGAUUCCUGUGUGUAUCAUCCGGGUCCAGCAUAUUUUCAUGACGCGUAUAAAAUAUGGAAUUGUUGCAAUAAGAAAAGCACAGAUUUCGGUACUUGGUUAAGCUUCAAGGGCUGUACUCGAGGUAAACACAACGCCGAAAAGCCUGCUGAAGAUACGAAACCGAUUAAAACGCAAACCCAAAUUCGACCGGAAGCACCCGAAGAGGUAAUUGUUUGGAAUGGCUUGAAUCAGCCAGCAGCUCGUGAUGAAAAACCUCGAAAAAUGGCUACGAUAACACUUGAAGCAACAGAAGCUGCGCUUAAAGCCAUCGAAGCGCAUAGGACGUUGGAUGAAGGUGACGGAUGUAAUUUACAAUUGGGAAUGUCUUGUAAUAAUGCCGGGUGUAACAAGGUGUACCAAGGAGAAGAAAGCAACAAGGAGGUGUGUGUUUACCACCCGGGAACAGCUGUUUUUCACGAAGGGAUGAAAUAUUGGUCUUGUUGUCAGAAGAAAACUUCUGAUUUCAGCACCUUUCUCGACCAAAAAGGCUGCACUAAAGGGAUGCACUGCUGGUUAAAACAUGAACGCGUUGACAAGAUAAGAGAAGAUUGGUUCUGUCGUGGUGGUUAUAUACACUUGAAUAUCUAUUGCAAAGGUUCGUUGCCAGACAAGUGUUGCGUUCAAAGUGACGGCCUUGUUCUCCACGCCAAAGUCGUGCAUGGAUUCGGUACUAAAGAAACUGAUCUCAAUUAUGAGCUAUUUGGAGAAAUUGACGUACCGAACUGUAAGGUGAUAGUAGGUGAACGUAAACUGGAGAUGGUUCUCAAGAAAGUGGGUGUGGAAGGUUGGCCUCGUCUCACCUACGAGUCGCCGUCGCAAACAUCUGAACAAUGCUGA
This is a messenger RNA of Anisakis simplex (herring worm), 1161 nucleotides long. The record is from the annotation of a GenBank genome assembly. Lineage: Eukaryota; Metazoa; Nematoda; Chromadorea; Rhabditida; Anisakidae.